AUGCCGAAAGGAAAGAGGCAGAGUCAGCAGCAGCCACCUCCACCGCAGCAGCCCCCGCGGGAAGAGACUGGAGACGAGGAGGAUGAGAGUCCCAUAGGACCACCCAGCCUUCUGGGCCCUCCCCCCAUGGCCAAUGGAAAGCCUGGUGGCCCCAAGAAUGAAGACUCUCUUCACAGAGGUCCUCCAGGCUCAAGGGCACCAAUGAUUCCACCACUGCUGAGUCUCCCACUUCCUCCCCGGGGCAGAUGCCCAGUUCGGGGGGGCCUAGGCCCCAGAUGUGGCCCAUAUGGUCGUGGUUGGUGGGGGGCCAAUAUUGGACCUCCUUUUCCUGGACCAGACCAUGGGGGUCCUUCCAGGGGAGGCUUUCACAAAGAGCAGAGAAAUCCUCGAAGGCUCAAAAGUUGGUCUCUUAUCAAAAAUACCUGCCCACUCAAGGAUGGCCCCUAAGUUAUGGAAGACAAAUCCAACCGCCGACACUUUGCCACAAAGGGUCACUGUCGAUAUGAGGACCUCUGUGCCUUCUACUACCCAGGCGUCAAUGGACCUCCUCUGUGAGACUGUGCCUUCCCAUCUGGGCUGGAAGGAGCCCUCUGUGACCUAGCAGCCAUAUAUUUCCCUGUGGCCCUGGGAUGGCUACCGGGAGGCUGUUCCACCCACCACCCUCAGUCAGUGACACCCACCCCCAUCCGCCACCUCCCCAUUUGGGGUCCAGAGUUGUGUUUCAUCACUGGGGCCCAGGGUGUCGUCUUUCUUCUGAUCCAGCCUCCAGUGACUCGCCUUCAGGACCCCAUCUUUGCUCCCCUUAACUGCCUCCUGGAUCCUCUUCCCCCUCACCAGCGGACUGCUGAACAGGAAACCUCUUUGGUGCUAUUUCUUGUGCAUCUGCCCACCCAGCCCCCGGUACUGCCCUCGAUUCCAGAAAGCUCUGGAGCAGUUUCCUACCGUUGCCUUCUGGCUGCUUAAGUCCUUUUUAUGUGACAAACCUUACCCUCAAAGUUGCCAGUUACUCCGUGAAACUCACCAGGUCGAUCUGGGGUCAAGUAUGGAUGACCCGUGUAGAGUUACUUCCUGAAAGGCCACUCUCCCUGCUUUUGGAUUUUGUAGUUUCUGCGUCAGUAGCACGAUCCCCACCUCUCUGGUCUGUGAUCACUGUGCUUUGUGAAACUGUGCAUCCCUUCGUACG
Molecule: messenger RNA, 1183 nt
Organism: Herpailurus yagouaroundi (jaguarundi)
Lineage: Eukaryota; Metazoa; Chordata; Mammalia; Carnivora; Felidae
Product: proline-rich protein 3-like
Molecular function (GO): RNA binding
Source: RefSeq, a predicted model, not a curated record